Messenger RNA from Lineus longissimus, 3159 nucleotides. Its product is annotated as MORC family CW-type zinc finger protein 3-like. Gene Ontology annotation, cellular component: nucleus. The transcript is spliced from 12 exons. Gene Ontology annotation, molecular function: ATP hydrolysis activity; zinc ion binding. The record is from RefSeq and is a predicted model, not a curated record. Lineage: Eukaryota; Metazoa; Nemertea; Pilidiophora; Heteronemertea; Lineidae. The coding region runs from base 32 to 2371 and encodes 779 amino acids.
UGGCUUGAGCAAGACUGGUAAUCUUUCCAAGAUGGCGUCAGCACAAGUGCGGGAUGGCAUUCGCCUCAGCAAAAUGUCACCAUCUUUUCUGCAUGGCAACUCCACCAGUCACACUUGGGCAUUCAGUGCUAUUGCUGAAAUCAUAGAUAAUGCCUAUGACCCUGAUGCGAAUGCCAAGACGUUGACUAUAGAUAAGGUCAAGGUCAAAAACCAUGAUGCACUUGUGUUCAUGGAUAAUGGUAAUGGGAUGUCAACAGAGAAGCUGCAUCAUAUGCUGAGCUUUGGAUAUUGCGAGAAGAAAGAAGUAAAUGGCCAUGCACCUGUGGGUCACUAUGGCAACGGUUUCAAAUCGGGGAGCAUGAGACUUGGCAAGAGUGCCAUUGUCUUUACCAUUGACAAGAACUCUCUUAGUGUUGGUCUGCUCUCUCAAACUUAUUUGAAAAAGAUCAACUCUGACACAGUUAUAGUACCCAUCGUUACUUGGUGCAAACAGAAGAAGAGGAAAGUCGGCAUGACAGAAAGCCUCAACGCAAUCUUAAACUUCACAUUUUUUGAAACAGAAGAGGAGGUAUUGGAGCAGUUUGAUGAAAUAAUGACACAACCAGAUGCAUCUCCUAAUAGUACAGGGACUCUCAUUAUGCUCUAUGAGCUGAAAAGGGGUUCAGACAACCGACUUGAGCUUGACUUUGAGUCGGAUGGUCGUGAUAUCAUAAACUCUGAGCAUCAUGUCAUAGAUACAGCGAGUCAGGUUCACGACAGACCAGUGAGGGAGUAUGUGUCGACGUACCGCAAGUCACUGCGGGAGUACUGUAGUAUCCUCUACCUGAAGCCACGGAUGAAGAUUGUCCUCCGCGGCAAGAAGGUUAAGACCAAGUUCCUGGUGAAGACUCUCCGCGACAGGGAGGUAGACAGCUACAAACCUAAAUGGCUUAAUGACCCAGUAAAGGUCACAUUUGGUUUCAAUGAUCACGAGAACGACUAUGGAGUGAUGUUGUAUAACAAGAAUCGGCUCAUUAAGGCCUAUGAGAGAGUCGGAUAUCAAAAACAGAGUAAUGGACCCGAUCGUGGGAUUGGUAUUGUUGGAAUUGUCCAGGUGGAUUUCCUGCAGCCGACACACAUCAAGCAGGACUUCAUCAAGACAGAUCGUUACAAUUCGUUUAUGACGAAUCUCGGGGUCAAGCUGAAUGAUUACUUCAAUGAAAAAACCUAUGGAAAGAGUGGUGGUGCGACAGGAAGUGCGACAUCGAAGCCAGAGAAGUGGACGUGGGCCAUGUGUGAGAAGUGUACCAAGUGGCGGAGGUUACCACUUGGCUUCACGGAAGAGGACCUGCCUGACAUGUGGUAUUGCCAUAUGAACCCCGACAGCACACAUAGCCGGUGUGAUAUCGGUGAGGAACCCGAGGAUGAAGACGAUGUCCUGUGUGGGAGAACGGGCGCGUCUUACGAGAAAACGGUCAAGAAGCAAAUCGAACACGACAAACAAAAACAAAGAGAAGAAGAAGAGAAGAAGAAACAUGAUCAGGCUCAGAAGUUAAAGUUCAUGGAACAUCAAGUGACCGCGUUAAAGAAACAGCUAGUCUCCGCUGCGUCCGGUGCUGCAUCUCAUGCCGCAGCCUCGGCGUUGCUAAACAGUCCUGAAGAUGUCGCCCUUCAGGAGAAGUUGCAGGAAUCCAUGCGACGAGAAGAAGAACAAAAGAAGGUGAUUGAACAGUUGAAGGGCCAGCAAAAACAGAUUGAUCGGCAGCGCUCUCAGAUGCGACCGAUGGUACUCGCUGGUAAUCUUAUUGCAAGGCAGCCAGCUGCUAAACCCACUUCCACGUCUUCAAGCACACCACCAACUCCACGACUAAUUGCAUCCCUGCCAAUAGCUUCCACGUCCACACCACCAUCAAUACCAACCAUACCAACCGCACCGCACGUCAAGAGGGAGCCAGGAGAAUCAGCAGCGAAACGCAUCAAGUACGAGGAAGGUGAGAAACAGGUGAUCGUCAUUGACAACAGUGACGACAGUGAUGCAUCAUUAGAAAGCGUGGAUAUUAAACCAGAUGUGAACCAGCUGAACCAGGCAUUGCGGGGGGACAAGACGCCACGUGUUGUCACGUGUACCUCAUCGUCGCAGACAAAGCCAGUGGAGAUUAGUAAUUCCAACCUUAGUGACAAGGACAUCACCAGGUUAGAUCCCUUGCAGCAGGUUGAUUUCAUUAUAAAACAGGAUAAGAUCAUCAAAGAAUCAAAAGAGAAAUUAACCAAGUUGAGGUCGAAUGUGUCCAAACUGCUGGCUUUGAUUGUUCCUGAUGUGGAUCUUGGUGACGAGAACAAUAUUGAUAACAUCUUGAUUGAGAUGAUCAAGGUGAACUCGCAGAUCACAUGAAGUGCUCAUAGUUGUUCUGCCAUCACGCCAAUGCACUCAACUUGCAGGACAUAUGAAGUUCUUACGCAUGGUCAUGCCCUCUGUAAUAAUGAUAUUACAAUGAACUCAUAGUCAAGUGUGUCAGCCACCUCUUUACAAAUGUAGGUACAUGUAUAUAUAUGGUCUUCUGCCAUAUUUCAAUAUGAAUUGCAAUCUUCUAUUCCAAUAUCACUGGUAAGCAGUUCACCAGUGCUGGAUUGAGAAACGAGAUGUUGGCAAGUUUCGGUCCUGCUUCAGUAGGUUUUUCACCUUCUGCCAUAGCUUUGCUUGUUGCUGCAGUCAACGACACGUCUAUUUUUGCUGGCAUCCUAUUUUUACAUUUAUAAGCUAAGUGUUGCAAAUGUAUGAGUUUCUGGUCGUAAAUGGAAAUGUCUACUUCAAUGUGCAGUUUGUCAUUGUGAAUGGUAAAAGACCUUAAGAGGGAGGCUCUCAAAGAGGGGCGGGGUCAAGUGGAACCAGACUAGGAUGAGAAACGGCUGGGGGUUUUUGUACUGUGAACAAGAGCUGUCAUGACCUUCAAGAUGGCAGCACUGUUCCCUCAUCAUGAAUGUCGGAGCUGCUCCUAACUUUGCAGUAAAGUGUGCCGAGUUGUGUGAUUCCAAUUUGGGGUAAUCAUUUCUGUUAAAGGCAUAUGCAGCUAUGAUGGAUUGAUCAUGAUAUCUGUGUGGGAUGAGUGUUCGGUAGUGUCACGAGUCAGUUAGCACUAGAAUAACCUGUAUAUGACCAUUAUAAUAUAUAAUAUUUCCUUA